Molecule: messenger RNA, 201 nt
Organism: Caenorhabditis briggsae
Lineage: Eukaryota; Metazoa; Nematoda; Chromadorea; Rhabditida; Rhabditidae
Exons: 2
Coding region: 1-201 (66 amino acids)
Source: RefSeq, a predicted model, not a curated record
AUGAAAAAAAAUAAUGUUCUCGAAAUUCCGUUCAAAGAUGCCCCUCGAGGAGUUGAACUUGUGAAGGCGAAGAUUGAGGGUGCGGCGCCGCUACCGACUGAGCCACGCGGGCAAAGAGAAAGCGGACGCCCGAUCGCAUACAUAAAGGCGAGGACGACAGCUCAAGGACCACAAACUUUUAAACCUGCUCGGACUGCUUGA